CGCGGGGAGGAAGCUCAGCCACUUCUGCGCUCGCGACCAUCCGAAAAGACGUUGCGCAAAGUGAAGAGGGCGAGAAGAAGAGAAGCUCGUGUUUGACGCGUUUUACGGCUCCUCUGGUUCUGCGGAUUCGGUAAAUUGGCAGCAAAAUGUUGUCAAAGACGCUGCUGCUGCUUCUGGUUUGUGCGUGUUCUUCCACAUGCGCAAAGAAAAACGGCACUUUGGAGCCGAGGACAUUUGUCCUUUGGGACAACUCCGUCACAAACGAGCCCAUAGAUUACCAGGACCCGUCCCACGACCCUGACGCAUCGAACCCUGUGGCUUCUCCGACCCGCAACGCGUCCGGCACCGGCGGCGCCUACAUCUCCCCGGAGGCCGUGCUGUUCCUCUCCGGCCCCGUCUCCACCGUCCUCAUCCCCUCCUUCUACCUGCUGGUCUGCGCCGUCAGCGUCCCCAUCAACGCGUGCGCCAUCGUGGCCUUCGCGCUGAGGAUCUGCCCCAAGAAGCCGGCGGCCAUUUUCAUGCUGAACCUGGCCUGCGCCGACCUGCUCUUCGCUCUGCUGCUGCCCUUCAAGAUCGCCUACCACCUGCUGGGCAACGACUGGCGAUUCGGGCCCGCCAUGUGCCGCGUGGUCACCGCGGCCUUCUACUGUAACAUGUACUGCUCGGUCCUGCUCGUCGCCUGCAUCAGCGUGGACCGGCUGCUGGCUGUGGUCUACCCCAUCAUGUCUCUGACCUGGAGGACGAGGCGGAACUCCGUCGCGGCCUGCGCCGCCGCGUGGACGCUGUCGCUCGCCGGCUCGGCGCCGCUGGUGGUGUCCGAGCAGACGGUCUACGUGGAGCAGAUGGACGUCACCACCUGCCAUGACGUGCAGCCGGAGCGGGUGAUGUGGCAGCACAAGGUCUACUUCAUCGCCCUGUGCUGCCUCCUCUUCCUCCUGCCCCUGCUCGUCACGCUGGCGUCGUACGCGCGGGUGAUCUGGGCGCUCACCAACGUCCCGUUCAAGUCCCCGAGGAGUUCGCGCUCGCGAGCAAGAGCACUGGUGAUGACUUUGACCGUGCUGGUGAUGUUUGUGCUGUGUUUCGCCCCCACUAACGGCCUGCUGCUGGCUCACUACCUGCAGCUGGACGAGCGCAGCCGCGAGACGCCCGAUGGCUCGUACGCGGCCUACCUGGUGUUCGUGUGUCUGGGGAGCCUGAACUGCGUCCUGGACCCGCUGGUCUACUACUUCGGCUCAACCCAGUGCCAGAAGCAAAUGUCCAGGGCGCUGGCGUGCAGGAAGACGAAGGCAGGCGGCGGCAUCAGCCAGACAUCCUCGGACUCGUGCAGGUCCAGCACCAGGAAAAUGCUGAAGAGCAGCCGCACGGAGACGUCCCGGAUCAGCGACUCACUGGCCAAACCGGACACGUUCCAAGAAAACCUCAGCAGCCAAUACAAGAAGCUGCUGGUCCGAUAGACGCCGUCACUCAGAGACUCGAUAAAGAGGCCAGUUAUCAACGUGAAGGGAUGUGUAUUUUGGACAAUUCAGCAACAUUUCAUUCAACACAAGGCUUUUAUCUUUGCACUGUAUGUUUUUAGAUUUUACAUUUAAAGUAACUGUUUAUCGACUUUCUCUGUAAAUAUUUAUUUCAUGUGUCUUGUCAAAUGCUUAUUUUUUUUAACCUGUGAUGAAGUAUUAUUCCUUGUAUGCUUUUCUGACAGUAUAUAAAACAUGUUUUAAUAAAAGUGUUUCACUCCUG
This is a messenger RNA of Betta splendens (Siamese fighting fish), 1737 nucleotides long. RefSeq names its product proteinase-activated receptor 1-like. Gene Ontology annotation, molecular function: thrombin-activated receptor activity. The record is from RefSeq and is a predicted model, not a curated record. The coding region runs from base 147 to 1454 and encodes 435 amino acids. The transcript is spliced from 2 exons. Gene Ontology annotation, cellular component: membrane. NCBI's taxonomy places the organism in Eukaryota, Metazoa, Chordata, Actinopteri, Anabantiformes, Osphronemidae. Gene Ontology annotation, biological process: thrombin-activated receptor signaling pathway; positive regulation of blood coagulation; positive regulation of Rho protein signal transduction.